Messenger RNA from Serendipita indica DSM 11827, 2307 nucleotides. The record is from the annotation of a GenBank genome assembly. NCBI's taxonomy places the organism in Eukaryota, Fungi, Basidiomycota, Agaricomycetes, Sebacinales, Serendipitaceae.
AUGGUGCGCCUGGUGUUGUCGACUGUCCUGUGUGCGGCGUAUGCUGCCUAUGCACAAGUGUCCACGACCAGUGGUUCACUCUCGACGCCCACAACCUCGACAAGUUCAACACGAACAUCGAGUACUGGAGUCGAAAGCAGCGCGACAAAUGCACCACCCCCGACUUCAAACUCGGACACGACCGUCUCGACGGCCACGCCCUCUGUGACCGGCAGUCUCGACCAGCCGCUCCCAUCCCAAGCUGUACUUCCUCCUGACCAAGCAUGGUGUCCCAGCGAAAUCUUCUGUGCGGGUAGAAUUCUGCAAACGAUCAACAUUGCCCAACCAUAUGCAGACUCCAAGACGAUUGUCGACAAACCAACCAAUGGCACCACCCAAAAGGUCUUGACCGCCUUUUCCAACAUCACCUCGGCCUCGUCUGCUUCGGGCGAAAACGUUACCUAUGGCGAAAUUGUCGAUUUUCUGAACAGUAAUUUCGACGGUGAAGGUCUCGAACUCCAAGCGACGCCCUUGAACAACUUUCCGACGAAUCCUGCUGGACUGCGAGGCGUACGGGAUGAAGUCGUCGGCGGUUUCGCAUUGGCAGUUCACAAGAUUUGGAAUCUCUUGAUUCGCGACACGGACGAGUCAAAAGUGUGCACAGGUGGCCGCUGUGAGAGCAGUUUGAUCCCGCUCAACCAUACGUUUGUCGUCCCUGGUGGUCGGUUCAGAGAGCAGUAUUAUUGGGACAGUAAAUUCAUCCUCGACGGGCUCCUCGUCAGCGAACUCUACUCUGUUGCCAACUCGACACUUCAGAACUUUAUGGACGAACUCGAACAAUUUGGUUUUAUUCCCAACGGAGGUCGUAUCUAUUAUUUAAACCGCUCCCAACCACCCGUAUUCGCCGGCAUGGUCCUCAGUUAUUAUAAUGCGACAAAGGAUGCGGCAACCCUCGCAAGAGCUCUACCACUUAUCGAGAAAGAACUCAAGUGGUGGUCGGACAACCGAUCUGUCAACACCCGCACCGUUUACCACUACUCGGUCACAAACUCUGCUCCACGACCAGAGUCCUACCUCGAAGACUACGAAACUGCCAACGGUACACCCGACGCACCGCUCUCCACGCCCUAUAACGACACGCAAAAGGCUGCCUUGUACGCCGAACUCGCGUCGGGAGCUGAGACUGGAUGGGAUUACUCUACGCGCUGGACUCGCGAACCUUAUGCCAACGAAGCCGACACGACGAAUCAAAACGCACUCCUCAGGACGCUAAACGUACGCGGGACGAGGUGGUGGUGGGUCAAAUUCGAAGAGGGUCCGCGUGGAAUCAAGAGGGCCCCGUCGGAUUCUGCAGAGGAACAUCGUUCAAAGGCUGCGGCGCUCAAGGCAGCUAUCUUGGAUCUCAACUGGGACAAGGAUCGGCUUGGGUUCUACGACUAUAACCUCACGUCCAGUACGCGUAAUACGCAGUGGACUGCGGCGCACUUCUAUCCUCUUUGGGCGGGUAUCGUGCCCAACGAGGUUCAGAGAGAUGAACAAAAGGCGAUUGGAGCGUUUAGCUCUUUGAACUUGAUUAUGCGCAAGUACAAUGGGACUAUUCCGGCUACCUUUAUCGAGUCUGGAUUGCAGUGGGAUUUCCCCAACGCCUGGCCACCACACAUCUUCUUUGCGCUCGAAGCUCUCUCGAACGUGCCAAAGAACGUCUCGUCUGCAACGUUGCCUGGCCUUUACAAUACCUCUCUCGACUCGUACACCCUCUUGCCGUCCAACCACCUGGGUCUACCCUCUGUCGACAAACUGCCUCUCCAGCUACUCGAAGGCAAUAACACCGUCGGUCUUUCGCAAGAUAUCAACGCAUUGAACGGGACCGUGUUCAAUGGCGGCAACAGGACGGCGACCGACAGCGAAGGGUGGGCAGAAACACUAAAACGUGAAAUCGCAAAUCGAUACGUGACGAGCGUAUUCUGCUCGUGGUACGCGACGGGCGGAUCGCUCCCCAACGGUCUUCUCCCACGUCUCCCCAACUCGACGCUCGCACUCACGCAUUCAGAGGACCAAGACGGACACUUGUUUGAAAAGUUUUCGGCACUCGAUGUGGAUAGUGCGGGUCGCGGAGGCGAGUAUGCGGUUCAGGCUGGGUUUGGAUGGACAAAUGGUGUGUUGCUUUGGGUGGUCGAAAAGUACAAGGAUGUACUCGUGCGUCCGACGUGUCCUGCUAUUACGGCGGCGAGUACGGGCCAGAAUGCGGCGGAGAAUAAUGCCGCGAUGAGAAUGCGCCUGAGUGCUGUGGCGCCCCUCGUAUUGGUGCUCGUUGGACUGGUCCUCUGA